Marchantia polymorpha subsp. ruderalis is the source of this 1377-nucleotide messenger RNA. Lineage: Eukaryota; Viridiplantae; Streptophyta; Marchantiopsida; Marchantiales; Marchantiaceae. The record is from the annotation of a GenBank genome assembly.
AUGGACACGUCAUUGUUGGCGAGGUCUAAUUCAGAUGUCGAAGAGCUGCCAAUCGUCGACGACCCCCAUGAACAAUGCCUGGAUGUCACUAACAACAAAAUCAUUACUAUUGCCAAGGAGAUUGAUGAGGAUGAAGAAAAAACCGACGACAUUGUAGCUGGGCGGAUUAAAUGGUACAUAGACACUGCGAACUUCACCCGAAGCGUUGUCGGCGCCACUCUGAAGAAUUUGAAGAAAACGACAUCGUUUCUGAACAAAUGUGGCGUCCGACUACUCAACGAGGAUGGGGUUGAAUUCUUCGUUUGUUUACUGGACCCCUACUUUCAUCCCAAGAAACCUGUCGUAAUCAAGUGCACCAAGACAACUUGCUCAAACGCGACUGCCUAUCUUGAUAAGAAGCACAAGAUCACAUCAAACAAGACAUUGGCGGCCAAGAGGAAAGUAACACUACUUCAAAAGCAACUAAGCAUGUCCGACCCUGCGUUCAAGAGAGAUCCGACGCGUUGGUUUCACGUUCAGCUUGAUGCUUGGUCCGCAGAGCAGUUAUUGUCGUACAACACGUUCGAUAACCAAAGGUGGCGAUUGAUUGCUUGUCAGUUGCCUGUAGGCCCGGGGAGCUUGAAAUCAGUGAAUAUUCGCAAGAGUCACGUCGAGCACUACGUCACCUGCAAGAACAUCAUUGUGAAAUCGAUUGCUGAAGCUUGCAAGUCCUUCUCGAUUCCCUUCAUGGCUAUCUUCCUCGACAUCAUCAAAAGCAAGACGAGCAACCAAAAGUACCUCGCGAUGCGUAUCUGCUUCAACUCACCAACAUGCUUCAACGUUGGCUACAAUCUUGCAGUCCGUUGUUUCGCACCGUCGACAAAGGAGCGCAUUUCAGAUCAGCUUUCGCACGUGCUAAAAGAAUGGGCAAGUGUCGUCUUAGAGGAAUUCGACAUCAAUCCGUCAAAAUACUUUUUAGCCAGCACGUCUGAUUCGGGAUCCGACGUCAAGCGUACUCUAUCCACGCUGCUAAGCAUGUGCAAAGAGCAAGAAUGUCGACGUCAGGGCGUUUAUCACAAGAUCAAAAAGAUCAUUGAGGCCGUCAACAAGUCAGAAUAUCUGCAAUCGGCACUGGAGGAGGCGUGUUUGCAGCUGUUUGAGCAGUAUCUAAAGCUUCUCAACGCGCCACAACAUCGAUGGUCCUCUACGGCAUUAGUACUUGAGCGCAUGCUGAUUUGCUGGGACGCCAUUCUCCAAGCAUACCGUGAAGUCAACCGACAUGUUCCUCUAUCAGAUAAUGACCGAACCGUUUGCAUUGAGUUUUACUCCUUGAUUCACCCAGUACGACAAAUUCAUUACAAGGUCCAAGCGAUGCAGACCUUUGUGGCUGUCAUGUAG